AUGGGAAAGAAAGUUCCCCAGAGCAACGUUAAGCGCCUAUUCCGGAUUUGUAGUUGCCCAAGCAGGGCAACUAUUAUUGACAAUUCUCUGCGAGAAGUUUCCAAUCCGCUUUGCCCCCGCGGGCCCUCUUCCAACAAGAACACAUCUUUGACACCACCUCAGGCCAACGCUCAACCCACCUACACCUGCUCCCCUCAACCUCCCCAUCAACACUCUCAACUCUCCAAUCCACCUCCCUACCAAUAUUCCCACCAGAACCCCCCUCAACCAGUCCAAGAAGACAAAUCAAGCCGCGCCGGCAUCAUCGGCGCCACAACCGGUGGCCUGACCGCACAUCUCCUCGGCGGGGGUAUCCUGAGCACCAUGAGAGGCGCUAUGGCUGGUGCCGCGGAGGCGAAGGAGAUCAGCGAGUAUGCCCAAGCUCUUUUCCCAGAUUUGGAUCAGUGA
Molecule: messenger RNA, 447 nt
Organism: Colletotrichum siamense
Lineage: Eukaryota; Fungi; Ascomycota; Sordariomycetes; Glomerellales; Glomerellaceae
Exons: 1
Coding region: 1-447 (148 amino acids)
Source: RefSeq, a predicted model, not a curated record